CGGAUCGUGUUUCCUGCCGAGCCUGAGCAGCAGUGGGACUUGGCCCUCAUCCCAUCACUCUAGCGGACUGUCGUCGGGUUGCCCUGGACGCGCAGGCUUCGGAGAAGGUCGCAAUGUCGAGUUUCUCGCGAGCGCAACAGCAAUGGGCCACUUUUGGCCGAGUGUGGUAUCUCUUAGAUGGAAAAAUGCAACCUCCAGGCAAACUUGCAGCAAUAGCAUCAGUCAGACUUCAAGGGCUGCACAAACCUGUGUACCAUCAAUUGAGUAACUGUGGGGAUCAUGUUGUCAUAAAGAACACAAGGCAUAUUGCAUUUUCUGGGAAUAAAUGGGAACAAAAAGUGUACUCUUCACACACUGGCUAUCCAGGUGGUUUCAGACAAGUGACAGCAGCUCAGCUUCACCAGAAGGAUCCAGUGGCAAUUGUAAAACUAGCUAUUUAUGGAAUGUUACCAAAGAACCUCCAUAGAAGAACCAUGAUGCAGAGGUUACAUCUUUUUCCAGAUGAAGAGAUUCCAGAGGACAUUCUUAAGAAUUUAGUAGAAGAGCUUCCUCAACCUCGAAAAAUACCUAGAAGACUAGAUGAAUAUACCCAAGAAGAAAUUGAUGCUUUUCCAAAAUUAUGGACUCCACCCGAGGAUUUUCGGAUGUAAUUGGAGGGAAAUUGUAAGAAAUGAGAGAGAAACUUCUGAGAUUUUUAAGAGUUCUGAUUUUUCCCUGAUACUUUUCUUCCAAAUGGAAAACUCAAGAGAACCUGGCAACUGUAUGGAGAAGAUGUUCCAGUAAACAUGGGUGCAGAAAAUUUGUAGGGAAAAGAACUAGAAGAGAAUCAAGAGGCAACUGCAAGGAAACAAUUUAUGGUAUAAACUGUUCAGUGCUAUCUAUAAUGCUCAGAAUAAAAUCAUCUGACCAGCUGCUAAGAUUGUCCUUUAAUGAAAAAAGGAGCAUGAGUUCUCUGUUUUCACUAUGCGUCUCCCAUAACUCUUCACAAGAAAGGUGUAACCAAUGCCAGUGGUUAUCCUCAACCCAGAUAGAGUUUAUAGCACUAAACUGUGAUUCCCUCAUCUCUCCAUUGCUUUUCUUGCCAAAAGGAAAUAUUACCAAACUGAAGUGCUUGGCUUUCAUACUGAUCUACUUCUUAUUCUUAACUUACAGUUCUUUUCUGAGUUGAAGUUAAAAAUAGACACCUAUAUCAUUAUAAACACAUCUAUGUGCUCAGACAUCACAUUCCCACCAAUUGUGGGACAGCUUAAUAUUUGCUCUUUCAGAUGAAAUGUUUACGAUUCUGUAUAGUUUCACAUGAUGGACUUCUUUCAGGAUUCUGGAAAACGAAUUCGACCCCUGAAGUGAAGGAUUCAUUAUUAAUGAUACCUCACUUUAUUUAUAUGGCAAUUUGGCAUAAGGUAUAAAGGAUCCACUAGACUUAAAGUCAGGGAGACUUAAAUUCAACUUCUGCCUCAGAUGCUAUGUCCCAGCCUCAAUUUCUGUACCCACUUCAGUAUUGUUUUGAGGAUCAAAUGAUAAUACAUAUAAAGUGCUUUGUAAACCUUAAAACACCAUAUAGAUAGUAACUAUUUUUAUUUUAUUAUAGCACCCAAAGCUACUGUGAAGUGUGUAGACAGGCGGUUUUCACCUGGAAUAGGUACUGGUUCCAAAUCAGUUGGGGUUUAGAAUCUUUAAAUUUUAGGCCUAUAAGAGGAGACAGUAAGAAAAUAUCUAGUCAUUCUCCUUAUUUUAGAGAAAAGAAAGAGGCCUAAAAGAGUUAAUUGAGUUGCCCACAAUAAGAAGAACCAAGACUAAGAUCUGAAUCUCCUAAGUCCCAAAACUUACCACCACAGAAUGUUGGCCCUACAGAACCUGGUAUCAAGAGGGCACCAUUACACUAAGCAACUAGGAUCAAUCAGCUAAGUCCUCCAAGAGACAAGGACAAUGGAAUAAAUUCCUGUCAUUUGUUCCUCUGAACUACUCAUUAUCAAGUCUUCUCCAAGGAAGCCAAGGAAAGACAUGUCAUUGAUAUGUGGCAAAGGUGUUUUUUUUCUUCAGAGGAUGGAGGUGGGUAAAGUCAGGUGGAGAGGAAAAAGGCAUUUUUUAGCUGUCUACUAUAUUGUUGGUUGAGAACCACAGGAGUUAUGUAGGAGAAACAUUCCCCCAAACUACUUUUCCACAUCAACUUUCCCUCUGCCACUUCUUGCCCCCAUCAUAAAUUAAUGCUAAGAAGUAUAAUGCAUGAACUUAUUACUAGAUAUCCCCAGGCCAUUCAGAUUAAUUGAAUACUAUACUGGAAGAUUCGUGAAUAAUGGGAAUAUCUUUUGUGCUGAAUAACUUUUUUUCCAAAUGAAUUCAAAAAUAAAAGCAAAAAGUGUUUUUUUUUUUUAACAUUUUUCAAAUA
Molecule: messenger RNA, 2386 nt
Organism: Monodelphis domestica (gray short-tailed opossum)
Lineage: Eukaryota; Metazoa; Chordata; Mammalia; Didelphimorphia; Didelphidae
Gene: MRPL13
Product: mitochondrial ribosomal protein L13
Biological process (GO): negative regulation of translation; translation
Cellular component (GO): ribosome; mitochondrial large ribosomal subunit
Molecular function (GO): mRNA binding; structural constituent of ribosome
Source: RefSeq, a predicted model, not a curated record